AUGUCAACGAAACCCCGCCGCACCCUUGCGGGGCCAAUCUUCCGCGUCCGCACGGGGUGUCUGACGUGCCGCGGUCGCAAGAAGAAAUGCGACGAGACAAAGCCGCGGUGUCGCGGCUGCGAGCGGAACCGCCUAGAGUGCCGCUGGCCCCCAACGUCCUCGUCCCAGGCCGCCUCCUCUCAAGCCUCCCAGAGCGGCGGCACCUCGCGCUCACCCCGCGAGACAGCAAACUCACCAGAAACAGCGCGGCAGGACGACGGUCAGCCUGUUUCUCACUCGAUCGCCUCACCGUCAGGGUCUACAGCGGCACCUCCGAGCCCCCAGCAUCUCCCCGAUCGUUCACUCAGUUUCUCGUUUGCAUCACAGCCCGCGUCCUCAGAAUCGCCGAGUGCCGCCACGACGGACUCGAGCCCGAGCCCAGCAACUCAACUUAUCACAACGGACCCCAGUGGAAUCAUCGUCACGUCUCAGAUACCGGAAGAGAACACGGCGGCUUCCAUAGGACUUCAAGACUCUUCCAUCUUUGCAGUGUUUAACCCCGAUGACCCGGACGAUGACGAGAGUACGGGCCAAAUGGUGUCUUCCCCACUCCAACCAACUUCGAUCUUCAGAGACCACCAUGUACCGAGGUCGAUGAACCUGCUGGCUGGCCAUCAGGACAGCAACUCUCUUGAGCUUCUCAGCCAUUACCUCAGCUCAACGUCGCUCAGCAUGGCCAACGGAUCCACGGCUGACAAUCCAUUCACUGCACAAUUGAUACCGCUCGCUUUCAGUAGUGAUCUCGUCUUACAGCUCCUUCUCACGCAAAGUGCUGUACACCGAGCAGCCAAGUCUCUAGUGCCGACCGAUCAAAUCGCCACAAAAUAUUACAACCAGUCGCUACGACUCUUCCAGCAAAAUAUAUCCACGUACAUGGGUGGGCAGCAUGGCGAGGAAACACUGAUUUUGGGCAUCGGUGCCUUGAUUCUAUGUUUGGUCGAGACUGCCAAAGGUGACGUGAAUGGCACCAUUUUCGAUCAUCUGAUGGCAGCCCAGUCUCUGAUCCUGCCCUUUUUAUCUGCAAACAACACGUUUUUGCACAAGACCUUGAAGGACUUUUUGACCGAAUACUACAUCUACACGGCAACAGUCAGCAUGAUAUCUAUAGACGCACGACUUGGCGAUCAGCUGUUCCUCAGCAACGAUCUUAUCCUUCUCGCCACCGAGCUCGUGGCGUCCUCGUAUAUUGGCAGUUUGUGCGGAUGCUGGCUGGAUUUGAUUCUCCUAGUACCCUCCAUCUUCGACCUAGGGCGUCGAAUAAUGAGCCACAUGGACGAGCCGAACUGGCGACCAUCAGCCGAUGACUUUAUCCUGUUUUCACAGCUGCAGAGCCAGAUCCUCAACUGGCAACCCAACCCCACGGUGACUGAAAAUGUUGCCUUGGCGGGAUAUAUAUACCAAAAAGCCUUGCUGCUCUAUCUGCACACGGCAUUACAUACUCUCUCCCGGGAAGAACACGGUUUGCAAGCAAUGGCCAUUCAAAACGCACUCGGCGGAGCUCUCUCACAUCUGGCACAACUAGACCCCAGCGUCCGCAUAAACACCAGCUUGUGUUGGCCCAUUACCAUCAUCGGAUCGUGCGUCACGGAUACAGGACAGCAAGAGUUCUUGCAUGAGAGGUUGGGCCACAUGUUUGCUACUAUUGGGCUGGGCAAUAUUCGCCAGACGUCGGUAGUACUGCAGCACCUCUGGGACCACAACGAGGCCACGCCGGCAGAUAUCGGAGCGGGUCCCUGGCAGAUUUGUCGGGUCAUGAACGAGAACCAGAUUUGGAUUUCAUUCGCAUAG
Molecule: messenger RNA, 1827 nt
Organism: Colletotrichum orchidophilum
Lineage: Eukaryota; Fungi; Ascomycota; Sordariomycetes; Glomerellales; Glomerellaceae
Exons: 2
Coding region: 1-1827 (608 amino acids)
Biological process (GO): positive regulation of transcription by RNA polymerase II
Cellular component (GO): nucleus
Molecular function (GO): zinc ion binding; transcription cis-regulatory region binding; DNA-binding transcription factor activity, RNA polymerase II-specific
Source: RefSeq, a predicted model, not a curated record